AGGGUCAAAAAAAGACGGCUGGGUUUACUAUCUUAGAAUACGCCGCCGCCGAGAAAAAAUAAUAAAAGACACACCGGACAAAGACUUGAAUGACGAUGACUUUUUCUGGGUGUCUGGUAAUUUUGAAUAUCAGCAAGCCCAGAUCCCUGGCCGAAGUAUAAACUGGAAUAAAGGAGAACCUGGUAUAAUUACUUCGGUUUGUUGGCAUGCUUUGUUUUAUUUCAGUUACCCGUUCCUGAUCCGAACUAACAGUUUGUCUUCUUUAUGCAGAUUCAGCCCAUCUUCAAUCCUUGUACAGUUACCCCAACCUGAACACUAUCUGCGCCGCACUACGUUUUCCAGAAAGAAAUUGGGCCAAACUUCUAAAUUUCAAACCGACAUACAAAUACAGCGGCUGCUGAAAAGCCAGAGUAACUGAUUUUUUGUUGGAGGACGCCCCCGAACCGGACCCAACCUUGCCACAAAUUAACCUAAUCCCACUAACUGCUGAAGAAGAAAUGGCCAAGAAAAACAGAGUCAGGGCCCUCUUGACCGAGACAAACAGGGCCGAGGUACCACCACCAAACCAAACACAAGAAACCGUGGUGGCCUUACCAUCACAACAACCCUCCUUAUCACGCCGAACUAAGCGCGCCCGUACUACCCAGACCGAACAACGCUUAGUUGAUGAGGACGAAACCACUCUGCCACCAAGCCCUCCAUCGAGCUCGCAACCGGAACACGCCGACCGAGCCAGCUCUUCCAAAUGGGCACCCAAACUGACUUUCCAGAACCGUAAUAUUCAGGACAUUGAUUCAGUUGUCGCUGAAAAAGACCAUCUGAUGGCUUUCAACCUUGCCAAGAGUGUGUGCCUCCCAGCCGACAUGGAACACCACAAGAACUUGACCGAGCUAAAGGCCAUCCUCUCGGCCACGAAAUCAAUGAUCCUGGUCAUGCAAAAGGGCCAAAUUGCGCAUAAAAAGGUGUUGGAGCUCAGGAACACAGCAAGGCAAGCCAUGGCAAAGGUUGAAGCAAAAACAACCGAACUGAAGGAGUCCUACCAGAAAACGGCCGAGCUAGAGACCGAGGUAGCUCGUCUGACCAGACUAGUUACCUCGGCCGAUGCAGACAAACAGAAGGCCCUAGCUGUGAUGAAGGAUAAGUACCUUCAUGAGCUAGUUAAGCUCGAAGGUAAGAAGGACGCCGAGAUAACGGAGCUGAAGAAGAAGGCAGAAGACGCUGAGUUCCGAGGUUUCAAGGAGGGCGAAGCCCUUUAUAUCAAACAAUGUGAAGCUGCCAAGGAUCUCUUCUUCAAGUGCGGUUGGAGAGCGACUGUAGAGCAGCUCGAUCACGGUCUAGGGACUGAGGUCUUCAACGCUCCAACAUACUUCAUUCCGGGCUCUAUGGCGGAAUAUGCUGCUGCUCUUCAGCAACAGUUUCUUGAGGACUCAGAUGAUGAUGAAGAAGAAGCUGUGCCAAAGGAUACUCCGGUUGUCAGUGACCCUGUCGAACAAUCAGUUCGGUUGGAGCCAUUGGUGGAAGACCUGACCGGCGAGUUCCCUACUGAAACCGUACCUCCAGCUGACACCGAGCUCUCAACCGAGGCCGUGCCACCGUCCGAAACCGGGCUUCGUGUUGAUAUUGAUGCUGAUCUUGACGCUGAAAUAGAUGAUCUUUUUAACUGAUUUUGUAUUUUUCUUUUCUUGUUUUUGGUCUUGUAACCGGGCUGAAGCCCCUCCUUUGUAUUUCGCUUUGAAUUUGAUCAAUGAAAAUCAUCUUUUG
Molecule: messenger RNA, 1761 nt
Organism: Camellia sinensis
Lineage: Eukaryota; Viridiplantae; Streptophyta; Magnoliopsida; Ericales; Theaceae
Source: RefSeq, a predicted model, not a curated record